Messenger RNA from Penaeus indicus, 1414 nucleotides. RefSeq names its product metaxin-2-like. Gene Ontology annotation, biological process: mitochondrion organization. The coding region runs from base 1 to 906 and encodes 301 amino acids. Lineage: Eukaryota; Metazoa; Arthropoda; Malacostraca; Decapoda; Penaeidae. The record is from RefSeq and is a predicted model, not a curated record. The transcript has 8 exons. Gene Ontology annotation, cellular component: cytoplasm; SAM complex.
AUGGUUAUUAGGGAGGUAAAUUCCUCCAGACCAACUGUCAUAUCAAAUCUACUGAUAUUACUAGUUGAAGCUGACUUGCACCUCCUUUUCUUUUGUGAAGCUCAAGAGCCCUGGCCAAGUGAUGUCAAACUGUUCCAACAGUAUGAGGUGGAACAGAUUCUGCUCCCUGAUAAUGCCCACUGCCUGGCCGUUCAAGCCUUUCUGAAAAUGUGCCGGCUAAACUACAACCUGGAUAUGAGGGGAAAUGCAGAACACAUGUCACCUAGUGGUCGUGUGCCGUUCAUCAAGGCGGGCGCUUUUGUGGUGGCUGAACUCGACCCGAUCGUGGCCUUUGUCGCUAACAAGGGAGUGACCUUGACAGACGGCCUGGACACCACGCAGAAGGCUGACAUGAGAGCUUACAUGUCACUGGUUAACAACGUGCUGGCAAAUGCAGAGCUGUACCUCUCGUGGAUCGACCAAGUGACAUACGAGGAGGUGACCAAGCCCCGCUACGGCUCGGUCUACCCGUGGCCCAUCAACCACGUCCUCACCCGUCAGAAGCGCAACCAGGUCCUGCGACGCCUCCGUGUCCUUGGCUGGAAGCAGAAGUCGCUGGAGGAGGUGUACAAUGAAGUUGAACACUGCUGCAAUGCCCUUUCUGAACGACUCGAUAACCACGAGUUUUUCUUUGGCAACAGACCAACAGAGCUAGAUGCCUUAGUUUUUGGCCACCUGUUCACUCUCCUGACCACACCUCUCCCUGACAACCGCCUGGCAACUAUUGUCAGGUCAUUUGGCAACCUUGUCAAACUGUGCCAGGUGGUUGAGAGGGACUUCUUCGAGAAAAAUAACGGAGGCAGCAGCAGUGGCAAUGGAGAGGGAGACUACGACAAACUGGAAGACUUGAACCAGGUGCCCAUGUGAUUACAGGAUAGGAAAUCAGUUGAGGAAAUCAGGAUACCUGCGUGUGAUAGCAUAUUAGUUGCAUCGAAAGAAGUUGUUCUAAAGCUCCUAAUUUAGUAAUGCAUUUUAAAUCACUGUUGAUUAUUAGGAGAACAUUUAAGUACAGUAUUUGCCAUAUAUAAUGAAAUAACCACAUAUGCAUUAGAACUUAGCAAGUAUUUUUGAGGAAUGAAGAUUUAUUUCUUAUUUUUGUAAAUAGCAUUGUGAAUUGCAGAAAUAAAAGCACUGAUAGUUUUCUUUUCCUUGGCUAUUCUGACAAUGUUGAAAUCAUUGGUAAAUUAAUGCAAUUUUAAUUUUUUUUGUAAUCAGGAGGAAAGCCUUUAACUUCCCAUUAUACAGUGCUUGUAAGUAGUGUUAUUAGUCUGUGACAAAUGUAUAGUGAUCUGUUUAAAAUAUACUGGACAUUUAACAAUUGUAAAAAGCCACUUCUGGCAUCCUCUAUCUUUUUCAAUAAAUUUUCAAUACAGUU